CCUCUUUAGUCCUCUAACAUGGCGGCGGCCAGGAGGUUGAAACGCGUGGUUGCUUCGCAGCCAGGAUUUCUAAAGUUAAAUUCUUCUUCAGACCCCGUUAGUAGUCGAAGAAGACGUGUAAACAAAAAUAAAAAGAAGAACUGGAAUAAACACAGCGACAUAAACGAUGUGGAGGAGUUUUUAGAGGACGUCCGGCUGCAGGAGAGGACCACGGGGGGUCUUCUGUCUGAAAAGCCAGAUGACACUUUGUUCUUUGUGGAUGUUGGACAACCCAAGAAAGCUGAACAUAAAGCACCAGAACCUGUUGCACGGAAGAGGAGAGGUAAAGAGCCACGUCCUCUAAGGAUAGACCUGAUCCUACAGCAGAACUCCCUUGUUCCACCACCUAAAGAUGUUCUGGCCUAUCAGCAACCAAAUGCCAAGAAACUUCGCCGCAUUGCCCAUAGGGCAGAGGAGCUGGCAGCAAAAGGAGUGGUGACUCGUACACAGAAAAAGCUGCUAAACAGACGGCCAGUUGUCAGGACAGCCAAAAAGGCGGCUGUUGAAGCCAACAACAACCCAAACAGAGCCUAUUACGACAUAUGGGGACAGGAGGCCAAAGACUUGCGUGAUCCUUGGUUCCUUCAGCAGACUCGCAAGAAGCUUGUGAAGCGUCCAGAGAAGCUGAAUGAAAAGCCGUCCGUGCUUCCUGCUGUGGAGGUGAUCGCACCUGGAGGCUCCUACAACCCAGACUUCUUCUCCCAUCAAGCCUUGCUGCAGGAAGCCCAUGAGGUGGAGGUAAAGAAGCAAAAGGAGGAAUUAAAAACAGAGAAACAGCUUUCUUUUAACAAAGAGGACAAAGCUACAGAGGAGACGACCUUAAGAGAACUGGUGGAAGGGCUGGUGGAGGAGGAUGAGGUUGAAGAAGAAAUUACUCCUGAUGAGGAGGAAGAUGUGGCAGUGGGAGGCUCCACAGUGUCAGAGAAGAAGACAGAGAAACAGAGAAAGAGAGAGAAAGCAAACAAAGUCAAGGAGCAGCAACGACUUGCUGACAAGCAACAGACCAAACGGCAGCAGCAGCUUUUCCAGCUUCGCUCCAUAAAGGCGUCAAUCAAACAAGAUGAAGAGAAGACCAAAGCCAGACAGGUGCUCCGCAAGGCCAACCAGGAGGCUGAGAAAUCUCAGCCCAGGCGCCUCGGCAAACUCAGGUUCCAGCCUCAGGACAUGGAGGUUCAGUUGAGUGAUGAGUUGGCUGGGUCUCUGCGACAGCUCAAGCCAGAGGGCAGCGUCCUUACAGAUCGCUUCAAGAGUCUGCAGAAGAGGAACCUGAUCGAACCCAGAGAAAGAGCCAAGUUCAAGAGGAAAUACAAGCUGAAAUAUGUGGAGAAGAGAGCUUUUAGAGAGAUCACCUAGGUCGUGUGCACAGACCACAGGAGCACAAAUGGCUGGGCAACAUUCACAGCCAAAAAUGUAAAAUAAUGGAUUUGUGUGUAUACAACUUAUUGACUACAGACGGUGUCCUUAACCCCUUCAGACGAUUGUGACCUCAAAAAAGGAUGUGUAAAGUACAACUUGGAUAAAUAUGUAUAAACCAUUUUAAAAGCCACAA
Messenger RNA from Betta splendens (Siamese fighting fish), 1588 nucleotides. It is a transcript of the gene nop53, whose product is annotated as NOP53 ribosome biogenesis factor. Gene Ontology annotation, molecular function: 5S rRNA binding. Gene Ontology annotation, biological process: ribosomal large subunit assembly; rRNA processing. NCBI's taxonomy places the organism in Eukaryota, Metazoa, Chordata, Actinopteri, Anabantiformes, Osphronemidae. Gene Ontology annotation, cellular component: nucleolus. The transcript is spliced from 12 exons. The record is from RefSeq and is a predicted model, not a curated record. The coding region runs from base 19 to 1392 and encodes 457 amino acids.